AUGAAAGAGAUUGCUGAUGAACCAAGUGGAACGAGAAGGAUCAGAAGAAAAGCUGUUCGAGAUGUUUCAGAACUCUGGCCUCAAGGUGUCAUGCCCUACGAGCUUCACCCAGAUUUACCACUGUCAAUGAAGACUACCGUCAUGGCGGCGAUGAAACACUGGGAAGACAACACAUGUAUAGAGUUCAGAGAAUAUUCACCGGAAGUAGCUGAAGAAUUAGGUCAUCAUGACCGAGUUUUAUUCCGAAAGGGAGAUGGAUGCACAUCUAAUAUCGGGCGUAACGGUGAUGGUGUUCAGGAGACUUCUAUUGGUACCAACUGUAAUAUACUUGGUUCUGUCGCCCAUGAAAUAGGUCAUUCCCUUGGUUACUAUCACGAGCAGAGUCGCCCAGAUAGAGAUGAACACGUGACCAUCAACUUUGCUAAUGUGGCGCCAUCUAUGAAAGCUAACUUCCUGAAGUAUGGAUACGAUCACGUGAGAACCGACGAGCCUUAUGAUGUGGGAUCCAUCAUGCACUAUGGACCGACGUUUUUAAGUCGAGAUGGCCAAUCAGAAACGAUCUCCCCUAAACAAAGGGCAUUGACUGGUUUUAUGGGACAGAGGAAAGCUCUAAGUUUUCUAGAUAUUAAAACAGCCAAUGAACUGUACCAAUGCAACGCUCACUGUUCAGUCAAACCGAUAUGUUUAAAUGCUGGAUUUGUUAAUGAAAGAUGUCGAUGUUCCUGUCCGUUUGGUGUAUCUGGCAAACUUUGUGAAACAGUCGCCUCCUCGUCUACAGGUUGUGGCGGAGUAUUGAAAGAAUCUAGUGGAAUUUUUAGAACCAGAAAUUAUCCACGAGACUAUGGUGAUCGAGUUGUCUGUAACUGGUUGAUCGAGGGACCCAAAAACUCCAACAUAACUCUGGAAUUUGAUCAUUUUGAAACCGAGGCUGAUAACUACGCCCCCUGUGGGUAUGAUUGGUUGGAAAUUAGAAAUAAAGGACCGGAAGUGCCUGGUUUGAAAUUCUGUGGAACUGGUCCAGAAGGUCCACUUCAUUUCACCACAAACCUUCUUUUCUUACAAUUUCGCUCUGACGAAUUCUAUAACGAAUUUUCCGGUUUUCAAGCUCGCUAUAAAAUAGAAUCCCCACCAGAUUAUAUUUGGGCUGAUUUCUCCGACUGGUCGCCAUGUAGUGCUAGAUGUGGUGGAGGGAGCCAGAUUAGAAAGAGAGACUGUUUAAAGGGACACUGUGAAGGGAUGAAGUUUGAGUUUAGAAGAUGUAAUAUUCAGCCAUGCUAGAGGGUUUAUUGAUACACUGAUAUAUUUUAUACUAUCCGUCCUUCCGUAAUCGAUAUUACUGUAACUUAUUCAAUAAAUUAAUCAAAGUUGAA
This is a messenger RNA of Lottia gigantea (owl limpet), 1370 nucleotides long. RefSeq lists its product as hypothetical. The record is from RefSeq and is a predicted model, not a curated record. The transcript has 10 exons. Gene Ontology annotation, molecular function: metalloendopeptidase activity; zinc ion binding. Lineage: Eukaryota; Metazoa; Mollusca; Gastropoda; Lottiidae. Gene Ontology annotation, biological process: proteolysis; molting cycle, collagen and cuticulin-based cuticle. Bases 1 to 1278 code for a protein of 425 amino acids.